AUGUCGACAGCCAACGACAACCCUCAAGCCAUCACGCUGCGCAUCCCCUCCAAAUAUGCUUCAGGAUCAUCUUCAUCGUCCUCCGCCCCCUCAACCCCACCCCUAGAAUGGCUCCACCGCACCUGGACAGUAACCCACUCCACCCUCACGAUGUGGCGCACAGCCCGCAACGUCCGCAUAACCUACACCCCGCUCCCGCCCACCGGCGGCACCGGCGACAGCGCCCGCCCGCGCGUCGACGACCUGGUGCAGUACGAGAAGACGUCCGGCAAGGGCGGCGUCAAGACCGUCUCGGGCGUCGACACCGCGGCGUCUGCCGGGAGCACGGGCAGCUGGGACUGGCGCGGCAAGGGGCUGCUCGGGUUCGUCACGAGCCACUGGGAGGUCCUCGGGUGGGGGGAGCGGGACGCCGCCGAGGGCGAGGGGGAAAGGGAGAGGUGGGCUGUCACUUGGUUCGCGCCUACGCUGUUCACCAAGGAGGGCAUCGACCUGUACAGUGACCGCAAGGGGGGCAUGAGCCCCGCGCUCGCGGGUGAGAUACUUGCUGCGCUCAAGGGGCUGGGCGCCGCGCCGCUUGUGCAGAUGGUUGAGGCGGAUAUGAGGGAGGUUGAGGUCCGCCUGCCUUGGUUGGAAGGAUAG
Diaporthe citri is the source of this 639-nucleotide messenger RNA. RefSeq lists its product as uncharacterized. The coding region runs from base 1 to 639 and encodes 212 amino acids. The record is from RefSeq and is a predicted model, not a curated record. NCBI's taxonomy places the organism in Eukaryota, Fungi, Ascomycota, Sordariomycetes, Diaporthales, Diaporthaceae. The transcript has a single exon.